This is a messenger RNA of Exophiala bonariae, 627 nucleotides long. RefSeq lists its product as uncharacterized. The coding region runs from base 1 to 627 and encodes 208 amino acids. NCBI's taxonomy places the organism in Eukaryota, Fungi, Ascomycota, Eurotiomycetes, Chaetothyriales, Herpotrichiellaceae. The transcript has a single exon. The record is from RefSeq and is a predicted model, not a curated record.
AUGGCCAUCAAGAAAAUGCCGUCUUCCACAAACAAACGACGACAUGCCACCUCCAAGUCUCUGGACGAAGAUAAAACCACCGCUGAAAGCCUCAGCCAUGAACAGCCGCAAAUUCAAUAUCUACCCGACAUGCGCAGGCUCGUGGGAACACCACUCCGCGGCAGUGGCAACGUCCCAUCCCAGCCCGGCGGCAACCCAAGAGGACUGAUCCCAUCACAACAAUAUAUCAGCCGCAUCCAGCGGGCCCCGAUACCCAUACCGGCGUCGUCUAUACAGACACUGACACCCAAACUCCGCCGCUCGCCCCUCCCCUUCACCUACGGCGGCGCGGAAGUCAGUCUCGACCCCUCAACCCUCUCCAUUCGCCCCGACGCCACGGCCAUCGAGCAGAUCAAACUCGUCAUCCCCGUCGUCCCGAGGAUGAUGAACGGCCAAGCCGAUCUGCCCAAGAUGCUCGCCAUGCUGGUCUCCCAUGCGAAUGCGACCGCGGUUCAACCGCCACCGCAGAUAUCAGCGGAUGUGAACGCGACUGUGCUGGGCAGUGAGGUCGAUACCCCCGGUGCGGACUUCGAUUUGUUGUUGAAUAGCUUGAGCGAGUCCGGGCUUGUGGGGGCGAAGAAGUUGUGA